AUGGUUCAAUCCAUAAUUAUCCAAGUGGGUCAAUGUGGUAACCAGGUUGGUCGCUGCUUCUGGGACCUUGCUUUGCGAGAACAUGCACAUUGGAAUAAGGGUGGAGCAUAUGAUGAACCAUUGAGUAGUUUCUUUAGAAAUGUUGACUCAAGGUCAGAGGGUCAAGAUCUACCGUAUGGAGAAGGAAAGACGAAGAUAUCAGUAUUAAAAGCUAGGGCUGUUUUAGUUGAUAUGGGAGGUGUGGUCAGUGAGUUAUUGCGUAGUCCUCUGGGAGAAAUAUUUGAUCACCAGCAACUUAUUACUGAUGUCUCUGGGUCCGGUAAUAAUGGUUAGUUAAGAGGAUUUAUGUAUAAGGCUAACCCAUAUUUUAUUAGGGCAGUUGGUAAUAAAUUGUAUGGUAGCCAAUAUCAAGAGCAGAUGCUAGAGAUAGUUCGUAAAGCAGCUGAACAUUGCGAUUGUCUUCAAUCAUUUUUUCUACUUCAUUCAAUGGGAGGAGGUGGUGGUUCCGGUGUUGGUACUAAGAUUCUGGAUUUACUCCAGAAUGAGUAUCCAGAUGUAUACAGAUUUGUAUUACCUGCAUUUCCCAGUGCUGAUGAUGACGUUAUUACCUCACCAUAUAACUGGUAAAUGUUACUUAAUGAAUUAACAUCAAAAGCAGACUGCGUUCUACCCAUUGAAAACCAGGCAUUACUGGAUAUCUGUCAUACUGUAAGAAAGGCCUCCCAAACCAAGAAAGGGAGUGCAGCUGUCAAACCAGGAACUGGUUUGAAUGAGAAAGGAGUUCAAAGAGGUGCUCUGAAGGAGAAAAACCCAUUUGAUGAUAUGAACAAUAUUAUUGCUAACUUGCUGCUUAAUUUGACCAGUGCUUCAAGGUUUGAAGGGUCUUUAAAUGUAGAUCUCAAUGAGAUUAUAAUGAAUCUUGUUCCAUUUCCACGUCUACAUUACCUCAUUCCAGCCAUGACCCCACUCUAUAAUGUACAAGGAGUUGGUCUUCUUCCUAGAAGAUUGGAUCAAGCUUUUUCAGAUGCUUUUUCUCGAGAUUGUCAGCUGUUGAAGACUGAUCCUAAACAUGGAAUGUACUUGGCUUGUGCUUUGAUGUUAAGAGGUAAAGUGAGCAUAUCAGAUGUUAGAAAGAAUAUUGAAAAGGCUGAGACCGUCUUUGAAUUUGUCCACUGGAAUCAGGAAGUUUGGAAGACAGGUCUUUGUUCUGUUCCACCAUUAAAUCAACCUUAUUCUCUAUUAGCUCUUGCCAACAAUACAUGUUUUGCAGAUAGACUGGAAGAAAUCAGUCAAAGUUUUCAAAAACUCUACAAAAGAAAGGCUCACGUUCAUCACUACACUAAAGUAGAUGGCAUGGAUACAAGUCUAUUUGAGACUAGUCAUGAAUCUCUUUUGUCACUUCUUCAAGAGUACCGCACUCUUGAAUGCAGUACUGGAACUGACAUGAAUAUAGAACGUUUAAAAGAUAUAGAUGGGUUUAAGCUACUAGAGAGUUUGCACACAGAGGAGGAGGUCCACCAGGUGGUAGGCUGGCCGUGGUGGGCCAAGAGAAACCAGACCGUGGUGGACUCGGGUCGAAGAGAUGAGGCUCGUCUAAAGCGACGAAGUCCAUCUCCAAGACGAUACCGUAGUCGUAGUUCAUCUCCUAAAGAUCGUUGGCGCAGCAGAGAGAGGGAAAGAGAAACUGAACCAGCUAGAUAUCCUGGAAGAGAUGAACGUAAUGUGAUGUAUAUUCAGGAUCCUUAUGGUCCUCCCCCUCCAAACCAACCUCCUUUCCCAAGAAUGGGAUUUCCUCCUGGUCCUCCAGGCCCUCCUAUGGCUGGAAGGAUGGAUGGUCCACCUCCUCAACAUGGCGGGGGUAGUCAUCCUCAUUAUAAUCCACCUCCACCUGGAGGCUUACCACCACAUCCUCAGGACACAUGGGUGGACCUUCACAUCCUCCUAGGCCUAUCCGUAAAACCUUUGGAUACUCCCAUUCUCCACCUGCUCCUGGUGGACAAUAUGAAGGCCCUCCUAGUCAUGGACAACAUCCACCAUCCUCUAGACAGCCUUAUGGUCCUCCACCUCAGAGAGACAAUGGAUCAUACCGUGGAGGACCUCCUCCUAAUGCUUAUUAUGGUGGUCCUCCGCCCCCUGACUCAGCUGGCUAAACUCCCAGAUGAUGAUGACAUCUGGAGGGAGACACCAGUUGGUUUGGAUCAAAAAGGGCUUCGUUACUGGUUCUUACAGCUCAUUGGAACAACUCAAAGUAUUUGUGACAUCUAUGGAAAAAGGUCAUCACCAUGA
Messenger RNA from Gigantopelta aegis, 2286 nucleotides. RefSeq names its product tubulin epsilon chain-like. Gene Ontology annotation, biological process: microtubule cytoskeleton organization; mitotic cell cycle. Gene Ontology annotation, molecular function: structural constituent of cytoskeleton; GTP binding. Gene Ontology annotation, cellular component: microtubule; cytoplasm. The record is from RefSeq and is a predicted model, not a curated record. NCBI's taxonomy places the organism in Eukaryota, Metazoa, Mollusca, Gastropoda, Neomphalida, Peltospiridae.